Molecule: messenger RNA, 596 nt
Organism: Molossus molossus (Pallas's mastiff bat)
Lineage: Eukaryota; Metazoa; Chordata; Mammalia; Chiroptera; Molossidae
Gene: FAU
Product: FAU ubiquitin like and ribosomal protein S30 fusion
Exons: 5
Coding region: 148-549 (133 amino acids)
Biological process (GO): translation
Cellular component (GO): cytosolic small ribosomal subunit; ribosome
Molecular function (GO): structural constituent of ribosome; protein binding
Source: RefSeq, a predicted model, not a curated record
CAGCAGUGACGUGAGACGCAGCAGGCGAUUAGGACGUGUGCGCUCUUGUUCCUUCCUCUUUCUCGACUCCAUCUUCGCGGUAGCGGCAGAGGCCGCAGUUCAGGAUAUUUCUUCUCUUACAAGCACUCCUUUUCCUCAGUCGCCGACAUGCAGCUUUUUGUCCGCGCCCAGGAGCUACACACCCUCGAGGUGACCGGCCAGGAGACUGUCGCCCAGCUCAAGGCUCAUGUAGCUUCGCUGGAGGGCAUCGCUCCAGAAGAUCAAGUCGUGCUCCUGGCAGGCACGCCCCUAGAGGAUGAGGCUACCCUGGGCCAGUGUGGGGUGGAGGCUCUGACCACUCUGGAAGUAGCCGGCCGUAUGCUUGGAGGUAAAGUCCAUGGUUCCUUGGCCCGUGCUGGGAAAGUAAGAGGUCAGACCCCUAAGGUGGCCAAACAGGAGAAAAAGAAGAAGAAGACUGGUCGGGCCAAGCGACGGAUGCAGUACAACCGGCGUUUUGUCAAUGUUGUGCCCACCUUUGGCAAGAAGAAGGGCCCCAAUGCCAACUCUUAAGUCCGUUGUAAUCUGGCUUUCUCUAAUAAAGCCACUUAGCCUAGUCA